This is a messenger RNA of Ricinus communis (castor bean), 2161 nucleotides long. RefSeq names its product serine/threonine-protein kinase STY13. The transcript is spliced from 6 exons. Gene Ontology annotation, molecular function: protein kinase activity; ATP binding. The record is from RefSeq and is a predicted model, not a curated record. Gene Ontology annotation, biological process: protein phosphorylation. The coding region runs from base 783 to 1844 and encodes 353 amino acids. Lineage: Eukaryota; Viridiplantae; Streptophyta; Magnoliopsida; Malpighiales; Euphorbiaceae.
UCUUUCUUUUUCUCUUCUAUGACACCUAUCUUUUCUCUCUAUCUGUGACUCUCUCUAUUUUUUUAUUGCUCUUUUUUCUUUUCUUUCUUUCUGUAGAAAACAAAAUAUAAUAAAAGCCCACUACUGUUCUCUGACAAUGACUUGCAUCCUGCCGCGGCUUCUUUAUCUAUCCAUCUAUCUACCAGCAGAUCAAAGAAAAUAGAGAAAACUGAGCUUUCCCAUACGCGUUAUAGCAAGAAAAGAGCUUCUAAAUAAAAUAAAAUUUUAAAAGAAUUCUAAUCUCUCUGUCAAAUCUUUUAUCUGGGUUUGUUUUCUUUUAGCCUUUUCUUUCAUCUUUCAUUGAUAUAUACUGUCUACGUUCUUCACUUCCCUGUAAAUUUUUAUCCAUUACUCUGUUUCUUGACAGGACUUUGUUGGGUUUUCCUUUUCUUUUCUUUUCUUUGGUGAUUCUCCCAGUCUUUUAUUUUCUUUAUUUUUUAGUUGUUGUUUCUGUUGCUUAUCCUUCUCUAAGAUAUAUGUGGGAUUUUAUUCUUUGCUUCCUAAACAAAGGCAAAUAUUGAUCUUUUUGGAUCUACAGGCUUGAUUUUAGGUACAAUGUAUGGGGUGUGUUUAUCCAUAGUAUUUAUUAUUUCUUAACUUGACUGAGCUGAGCUUUAACUUUUGUUUUUAGUUUACUACAAAGGGCUUUGAUUCUUCUUCUUCUUCUUCUUCUUUUCUUUUUCUUCUUCAAGUCAAUAGAUGGCAGUUCAUUAGGUGAUGAUUUAGAGUUCUGAGAUUAAAAAAUGGGAUCUACUGAUAAUGGGUUUUAUUCUGGAGAAUUUAAUUUGGAUGCUAAGUGGUUGAUUGAUCCUAAACUUCUCCUUGUUGGUCCAAAGAUUGGAGAAGGUGCUCAUGCCAAAGUAUAUGAAGGAAAGUAUAAGAAUCGAAUUGUUGCCAUCAAAGUUGUUCAUAGAGGAGAAACUCCAGAAGAAAUUGCCAAGAGAGAAGCACGAUUUGCAAGAGAGGUUGCAAUGUUAUCUAGAGUUCAACACAAAAAUCUAGUGAAGUUUAUUGGCGCUUGCAAGGAACCUGUCAUGGUGAUAGUAACUGAGCUUCUGUUAGGUGGGACAUUGCGUAAAUACCUGCUGAACUUGCGACCAAGAAGCCUAGAACUGCAUGUGGCAAUCGGGUUUGCACUUGAUAUUGCUCGUGCUAUGGAAUGCUUGCACUCCCAUGGGAUCAUUCAUCGCGACCUAAAACCUGAGAACUUGAUCUUGACUGCCGACCAUAAAACAGUUAAACUUGCAGAUUUUGGAUUAGCCAGAGAAGAGUCAUUAACUGAGAUGAUGACUGCUGAAACGGGAACAUAUCGUUGGAUGGCUCCGGAGCUUUACAGCACUGUCACAUUAAGGCAUGGUGAGAAAAAGCAUUACAAUCACAAGGUGGAUGCUUACAGCUUUGCAAUUGUCUUGUGGGAGCUCAUUCACAAUAAAUUGCCCUUUGAGGGCAUGUCAAACUUACAGGCAGCAUAUGCAGCUGCUUUUAAGAAUGUGAGACCCAGUGCAGAUGACCUCCCAGAGGAAAUGGCAAUGAUUGUGACCUCAUGUUGGCAAGAGGAUCCAAAUGCUCGGCCGAAUUUCACCCAGAUAAUACAGAUGCUCCUGCGAUUUCUUUCUACCAUUUCACCGCCAGAGCCUGUCAUCCCAGCUCGGAUAUUUACUUCUGAGAAUGCUGUUUUGCCACCAGAGUCUCCAGGCACAAGCUCUUUAAUGGCUGUGAGAGACGACUCAGGGGAAACCCCGAAGUCUAAGAUGGAAGACAACAAACCAAGAGGUUUCUUUUUCUGUUUUAACCAGUGUUACUGAUCCCUCCAAAGGCACAAAGUCGUCGGUGGAGGUAGUUUAGGCAAGGGUUUAAUAAAACAAUAGUCUGAAAUAUUAGGAAAAUACGGCCUUUUAUAAAAAAAUGUCAAUCCAGUUAGUUCAGUUGCAAUAGAAAAGCUACCUUAGUAUCUGAUCAGAUGUCUCCGUUAAACAUUCCAUACUAGUACCCACUUUACCUGGGUAUCAGUAUGUUCUGACUACGAUACACAAUGCAGUGGGGUUUUGCUGUGAUGUACAUCGCCAUUAAUGUUGUAAAAUAAGGUCAAAUCUAAAAAAGGGCCUUUUGAUCCUGUCGAUAA